Molecule: messenger RNA, 915 nt
Organism: Sporothrix brasiliensis 5110
Lineage: Eukaryota; Fungi; Ascomycota; Sordariomycetes; Ophiostomatales; Ophiostomataceae
Product: nuclear pore complex protein
Exons: 2
Coding region: 1-915 (304 amino acids)
Biological process (GO): protein import into nucleus; spindle pole body duplication
Cellular component (GO): nuclear outer membrane; nuclear pore transmembrane ring
Source: RefSeq, a predicted model, not a curated record
AUGGCGUUCCGGGCAGUAGCAACGCAGUCACAAGGGAUGCAGACGCCGCAACGACAAGUGGCGGCGACCGCGGCAGGAGGAGCGGCAGCAAAGGCUACGCCAUCAAGGGCUGCGCCAUCGACGCCAAUCUUGACCGACAGUCCAGGAAACUGGCGGCACCCGCGCAUGGACGAGAUCACCCGGCGACGGGCAGCUACCGUGUUCACCGAGACGAACCUCAAGACGUUUGUCUACAAUGUGUUGGCGCUGGUCGUUGUGUUCCUGGUGGGCAAUGCCUCGGGGAUGCCUUUCACGCAGCUGCGGAGAUUCCUGCUGGUGACAGUCAUUAACACUGCCCUGCUCAUCAACAUGGCGCGCUCUCUGCUGCCGCUCUUCCGCAAACCCGACACCAUAUCCGACAUUCCAUUAACGCCCGGCCAGCGCAAGCUACUGGGUCUGCCGGCCCUCAAAACGUCAGCCACGCCCAAUGCCGUCUACACGACGCCGCCGCGGUACACUCGCACGCCGUCGGUUUCGGGCUCGGCUGCGAGCAUUGCUGCCGCCACGCAUGGCAGCGGCAAGAGCACCGAGGCCAGCUUCAGCAAGAGCUUCACCGGCUCGCCCAUCUCGGGCAGCCCGCUGUUCGCCAAGGCUCGGCCCGCUAACGGCGGCCCUUCCAGUGGCAGCCGCAGCGGCUCGCCCUUCUCGCCGUCCAGCCCGUUCCAGAACACACGUAAGGCGUCUUUUGGCUCGCCGGGCACCCUGGGCGGCUCGGCAAAUGUGGCGCCGGGUGCGGGUUCCCUCUUUUCUGACUCGGCAAUGUCGAGCAUACCCGGCACGCCGAGCCCGACUGGCAAGCGGCUCAGCAUGGGUCUGAACAACAAGUGGCUGUAUGAGAAGGGACGGCGCACUUCCGGCGGCUCACGACUGUACUAA